Phyllostomus hastatus (greater spear-nosed bat) is the source of this 2333-nucleotide messenger RNA. It is a transcript of the gene TMUB2, whose product is annotated as transmembrane and ubiquitin like domain containing 2. Lineage: Eukaryota; Metazoa; Chordata; Mammalia; Chiroptera; Phyllostomidae. The transcript is spliced from 3 exons. Gene Ontology annotation, molecular function: protein binding. The coding region runs from base 517 to 1482 and encodes 321 amino acids. The record is from RefSeq and is a predicted model, not a curated record.
AAGCACCGCCCACAGGCUCCUGGCCCCGCCCCGAAGUUUGAGGGGUGUGGAUGGUUUGUGACCCCCCUCACCCGAUCCUACCCCUCCACGACUGGGGGAAGUGGGCUUGUGCACGGCGGCUGGCACCGGGCAACGUUUCGGCUCGGGUGGGCCCACGGACCCCCUUCUGCAGAGCCGCGAGAAUAGGACCGCCCCAAAGCGGAGCCUUCGUCUCAGAAAAGGCAGGGGACACCACCUCACCGCGCGGUCUGGGUCGCUCAGAGGCCGAGGGGAGAGCGAAGGCCUCUGAGGCGGGAGCCCUGAGGUCCGGCCCGGCCCCCGGCCCACGAAAGUUCCCUGUGUCUGUGUCUCUGCAUUUCUCUUCUGCUCGCCGCAGUUUCCUUUUCUGUAAAUCGGGGUUAAUGACAUUAACCUCCUUACCAUCCGGGGUUAGUUGUGGGAGUGGUAAGUAAUUGCUACCACUUAUUUAUCGAGCAAUUGCAAUGUGCCAGGCACUCUGCUAAGUAUUUCGCUUCGAUGAUUUCCCGGCAUCUUCAAAACAACCUUAUGAGUGUGGACCCGGUCAACAGCCAGGCCAUGGAACUCUCUGAUGUCACCCUUAUUGAGGGUGUGGGUAAUGAGGUGACUGUGGUGGCAGGUGUGGUGGUGCUGAUUCUAGCCUUGGUCCUAGCUUGGCUCUCCACCUAUGUAGCAGACAGCAGUAGCAACCAGCUCCUGGGCGCUAUUGUGUCAGCUGGCGACACAUCCGUCCUCCACCUGGGGCAUGUGGACCAUCUGGUGGCGGGCCAAGGCACCCCAGAGCCAACUGAACUCCCACAUCCAUCAGAGGGUAAUGAUGAGAAGGCUGAAGAGGCUGGAGAAGGUGGAGACCCCACAGCGGAGCCGGGAGCUAGGGGUGGCGUUGAGCCCAGCCUUGAGCAUCUGCUUGACAUCCAAGGCCUGCCCAAGAGACACGUGGGCCCAGAGAGCAGCGGUCCACAAGCUCCGCUGAGAUCUGAGGAUAGCGCCUCCCUGCCUCCCAGCCCCGGCCUCAUCAAUGUACGGCUCAAAUUCCUCAAUGACACCGAGGAGCUGGCUGUGGCCAGGCCAGAAGAUACUGUGGGUACCCUAAAGAGCAAAUACUUCCCUGGACAAGAGAGCCAGAUGAAACUGAUCUACCAGGGCCGCCUGCUGCAGGACCCAGCCCGAACGCUGCGUUCCCUGAACAUUACCGACAACUGUGUGAUUCACUGCCACCGCUCACCCCCGGGGUCAGCUGUUCCAGGCCCCUCGGCCUCCCUGGCCCCCUCGUCAGCCACUGAGUCCCCCAGCCUUGGUGUCAGUGUGGGCAGCCUCAUGGUGCCUGUGUUUGUGGUGCUGUUGGGUGUGGUCUGGUACUUUCGUAUCAAUUACCGCCAGUUCUUCACAGCACCUGCCACUGUCUCCCUGGUGGGGGUCACCGUCUUCUUCAGCUUCCUAGUAUUUGGGAUGUAUGGACGAUAAGGACAUAGGGAGAAAAUGAAAGGCCUGGUCUUCCUCCUUUAUGGCCUCCCGUUUCCUGGUCAGACCAGGGCCCAAGGGCCUGGGAGGGAAGGGUGGAAAGGAUACGGUGGGUCCUCUUCAGCCCCUUCACGUCCGCAAGGGUACAGACAUCUCUCCUGCGUAAGCACAACUCAGGUAGAAACGAGGAUGUCAUCUUUCUUCACAUUUAGGGUCCUGAAGUUCAGAGCCACGCCAGUGGCCAAGCUCAGUGGGGUGGGGAGCCUGGGCUCUGAGGGUUCUCUCCUGCCUGUGACCCUAGCUCUUCCCAUUGUCCUGCAUGUCUGCUCCUGGGCGCCCAGGGCCACCUGCCUGCCAGGGCAGCUCAGUAUGGCCCCCGCGUAUUUCUGCAGGGAAUGCGGAGUAUCUCUCAAUUCCUUAGUGGAAUAUCCAUCUUUUGAGACUAAAAUUGCACGGACAGGAACGAAGGUGGUGCCAGCUUGCUCUGUGUGGCACCUCGCUGCCUCUCCCUCUACCCCUUUAGCAGGAAUAGGGUGUCCAUGUUCUGGACCGUUUCCAGUGUUCCCCCUUUUUUCAAAGCACUUUUUUUCCCCCUUAAUAGUCCUUUAGAGCGCGCCGUCAGGAAGGGGAUUGAGGCACAAAGCCAAGCCCCCAGCAUUGGGAGAAGCCAGGCCACAGCUGCUGCUACCCUAGGCCUAAGGCUGUAUGCAAGAAAUGGCUCUGGCUCUUGGCCAGUGGCCGAGCUCCGAGAAGUGUGGAGUACAGAGCGCUGUGCCCCUGGCCCUUGCCUCUGGGGGGUCUUGGGUGGGGGGUGGGGCAGUGCCUAUGACUGAAUAAAGUUCCAUUUUGUGGCU